This is a messenger RNA of Humulus lupulus (European hop), 1429 nucleotides long. RefSeq names its product chloroplast stem-loop binding protein of 41 kDa b, chloroplastic. Gene Ontology annotation, biological process: rRNA processing. Lineage: Eukaryota; Viridiplantae; Streptophyta; Magnoliopsida; Rosales; Cannabaceae. The transcript is spliced from 10 exons. Bases 91 to 1236 code for a protein of 381 amino acids. The record is from RefSeq and is a predicted model, not a curated record. Gene Ontology annotation, cellular component: cytosol. Gene Ontology annotation, molecular function: RNA binding.
UUCCAUUUUUUUUAAAAAAGAGCGUCAGAGAAGGAGGAAGAAGAAGAAAAAGAGAAAGAAGACAUUUUAAUUAGAGAGAGAUAGAGAGCCAUGGCAAGGUUGGCCCUCCUCCAACAACAACACAAUCAUCCUUCUUUCUCCAUCCCCCCUUCUUCUCUCUCUGAUUUCAAUGGCACCAGACUCAACUCUAAACUCCAGUUCAAGAAGAGGAUCUCUCAACCAAAAGGUGCACUACAUGUUUCUGCAUCAAGUGAAAAGAAGAUUCUUAUAAUGGGUGGCACUCGGUUCAUUGGUAUAUUCUUGUCCAGACUUCUUGUCAAAGAGGGUCAUAAGGUGACUUUGUUUACUAGAGGAAAAGCACCCAUCGCCCAACAAUUGCCAGGAGAAUCAGAAGAGGAUUUCAAUGAUUAUUCUUCCAAGAUCUUGCACCUGAAAGGAGACAGGAAGGACUUUGAUUUUGUGAAAUCUAGCCUCUCAGCUGAAGGCUUUGAUGUAGUUUAUGAUAUAAAUGGACGAGAGGCAGAUGAAGUUGCACCAAUAUUGGAUGCACUACCGAAUCUUGAACAGUACAUAUACUGCUCUUCAGCUGGUGUCUAUCUCAAAUCUGAUCUAUUACCUCAUUUUGAGGCGGAUGCUGUCGACCCAAAAAGCAGGCACAAAGGAAAGCUUGAAACAGAGAGCUUGCUGGCGUCUAGAGACAUUAAUUGGACUUCUUUGAGGCCUGUCUACAUCUAUGGACCCUUAAAUUACAAUCCUGUCGAAGAAUGGUUCUUCCACCGGUUGAAAGCUGGUCGCCCUAUUCCAGUUCCCAACUCUGGAGUGCAAAUAACGCAACUCGGUCAUGUUAAGGACUUAGCAACGGCUUUUAUUCAGGUCCUUGGUAAUGAAAAGGCCAGCAAGCAAGUAUUCAACAUAUCUGGAGAAAAAUAUGUCACAUUUGAUGGACUAGCAAGAGCAUGUGCAAAGGCUGGCGGUUUUCCCGAGCCUGAGAUCGUUCACUACAACCCGAAAGAGUUUGAUUUUGGCAAAAAGAAGGCAUUUCCAUUCCGUGAUCAGCAUUUCUUUGCAUCGAUUGAAAAGGCGAAGAGUGUUCUUGGGUGGAAACCAGAAUUUGGCUUAGUGGAAGGUCUUACUGACUCCUACAAUCUAGACUUUGGCAGAGGCACAUUCAGGAAAGAGGCUGAUUUCUCAACAGAUGACAUUAUUCUUGGAAAGAGUCUUGUUCUUCAAAGCUAGAGCUCUCUCACCUCUCAUGAUUUUUUUUGUAUCUCCUUCCUUGUAUCAGUUUCCCUUUCAGGUAAUUGACUUUUAGUUUUUCUGAUUAAAUAAAAUAAUUCAUAUGUGGGAUACAAAUUUCAUUAAAUUUAUAUUAGAAGAAUAAAGAUGUUUUCCAAAGUGUCCUUAUAAAAAUUUCUUAAUGUUCCUUGGA